This is a messenger RNA of Prorocentrum cordatum, 1125 nucleotides long. Lineage: Eukaryota; Dinophyceae; Prorocentrales; Prorocentraceae. The record is from the annotation of a GenBank genome assembly.
AUGUUGUACGGGAUGACCUUGGAGGGCACUACGAUCUUAUGCAGGUUUGCCCUGCGGAUCUACGGCCUUCUCUGCCACAAGGGCUCCAGAGAUGGCAACUACGCCAUCCACGGCGUCUCGGUGCUCUCCAAGCCCAUUGGGCGGAUAACUAAUGACCUGCCUUGCCAAGAGCAGGAUCAGAUGCAGGGGGAGGCGGCUGACCAGACUGUGCCAGCUGACCCCGUUCCUGACCUGGCGCCGCCAGGGCCACAGCAUCCGCAGCUGAUGACCACCGAACAGGACGAGGAUUUCUUCCCUGCCAUUGGUGGCGAGGUGGACGAGCAGACCAUCAGCGCCAGAGGCAGAAAGAAGGCCAGCUUCAUGGACAUACCGUCGCACUUAUUAGAGGUGCGCGACCAGCUUAGGGCUGAAGGCUUAGGUGCUGGCACCACCAACUUCGACCAGACCUACCUGGUCUAUGGCGCACCCGAGGCUUGCCUUCGAGUUGCUGCUCUCAAGAUGUACGGCAGGGGCGACGACCCGAUCAAGCUGGCGAGCCAUAGGAUGGCGCCCGUGGCCUUCGAGCGCGAGGCAGAGCAUAUGGUGAUCGAUGGCCAGUCCAUCGACGCCAUCGACGCGAUCGAUGACCAGAUCAUCGACGCUAGAGCGGACACCCUCGGCACCGAGUUCGAGCGCAUCGGGCACCUGGUCUUCGAGGUGGGCGGCAUGUGCUGCUGCGAGCGCUGCGCAGUGCCAUUGAGCGGGCGCGGCGAGGCCUCCCUCCGCGGCAGCGUGGACAUGACGGACAGGGCGAAGAAUUGGCACGCGAUCGUGUCCAAGAGGCGAUUUACCGUCUCCAUUUACGCGGUGCACGGUAUUUUGCUUUAUUUGCCGCAGAUUUUACCGACCACAUCUACGAGAUGCAGGGUAUGGCUGGGCAGCGAGCGUAGGCCCAGUGCCUCGCCGCCAACUUUUCACUCCUUCGACUUCGGUGACGCCCUGCCGAAGAACACCGGUGUGAGCCUCGGCGACUCUCGCCUGAGGAGGCGCUGGCCGGCCUCCGCCUCCGCGCUCGCCGACAUGGUCGCCGCGGGUUUCUCCGAGCUCUCCGUGCCGGAGUGCCAGGAGGCGCUAGAGGCGCUGGAC